Molecule: messenger RNA, 2409 nt
Organism: Talaromyces amestolkiae
Lineage: Eukaryota; Fungi; Ascomycota; Eurotiomycetes; Eurotiales; Trichocomaceae
Exons: 7
Coding region: 1-2409 (802 amino acids)
Biological process (GO): L-tryptophan biosynthetic process
Source: RefSeq, a predicted model, not a curated record
AUGGCCCAUAGAACGACUUCGGCUCGCUCAAAAUCGACCGUGAUCGUGGGAGAGCGAUCUCUGGAUGUUGCUGAUCUCGAAGUAAUCGAGCUGGAAGGCCUCACUGCAAAAGACCCGGCUGAGAUAGCAAAACUUUUGAAAGCUGCUGAGAGUCAAGGGUUUUUCUACGUCUCUUUUGACAAUAGUCUCUCAAAGAAAAUCUCAGAAUUUCUCCGAAUCUCUUACUUGAACUCUCAUGAAUUCUUCAGCAAGCCUUUAGACGAAAAGAUGAAGGCAUUUAGAGAAGAUGUCAAUUACGGCUACAAGCGUGCAGGCAUGGAAUCAUUCGGAAUCUUCCGAGACGAGCAGGACAGUAUGUCUCUGCCAAGCCCCUUUGCAGAACAUGCUGUAGCGACGCUGGAAUUUCUUAAUGUCUGCGAUAACAUAGUCCGUACCUGCCUCCACCGCUUCUCUGAUAGCCUUGGUCGUGGUGAUAUAGACAAUGCUCAUCACCCUGAUGGAAAAAGCGACUCAGAAAUAAAAUUCGUAUCUUAUCCAACCAAAGCAUCUGCUGCUGAUGCACCGGAUACUACCCACACCGACAGCGGUUCGAUUACGUUGCUCUGGUGCGAGAAAUGGGCUAGCCAGAUGCAGACGAAGGAGACAAAAGAAUGGCUAUGGAUUGACCCGAAGCCUGAUCAUGUCUUAGUCAAUAUCGGGAAUUAUCUACAAGGUCAGACUGGCGGUCGACUGCAUUCUCCAGUCCAUCGAGUUGUUCCUUCUCGCAUCCAAGACCGACGCGGGCAACACCUGCUUCGCCCUCCCAUUGCCAUUCCAUUAGAGAAAACUGAUACCGAGCACCCAUUUCAAAUUCCGCCCAGCAUGCUGAGCCCUGCAAAUGUAGAGCCGUCCCUCGACGUUGCGAGGGAAGUUGUCGCCAAAUCGCAAAAUUCUCAGUAUCCGCCGAACGUGCUUCCCCUGACCGCCUCGAUUCCCGCAGAUCUUAUCACUCCUACUGUUGCGUAUCUAAAGAUUGCUGCAAAGUCGAAGCCGUCGUUUCUAUACGAGAGUGCAGCAACCACUGAGACAAUAGGCCGAUACAGCUUUUUCGGCGCAGUCAUCAAGACCGGCCUCGGCCAUGGUCCUGAGUGCGACCCGCUCCCGAUUCUCGAGAAAGAGCUGUCUGAAGUUCGCAGCGCAACUAUACCAGGGCUGAAACUCCCCGCUGUGACCGGCGGUGCCAUUGGAUACGUCGGAUAUGACUGUGCACGGUACUUUGAGCCUAAGAUAGCUCGCCCACUUAAGGACGUGCUCGGAAUACCUGAGUCUCUCUUUAUGCUCUUCGAUACGACUUUUGCGUUUGAUCACUUUUUCCAGAUUAUCAAGGUCAUAACGUAUAUCCCGAUUACGGAUGGCGGUGCCAACUUAGAGGAGGCAUAUCAAAAGGGCAAAGAGACCAUUCAAGAUGCAAUCAACACCCUACUACACCCAGAUAUCCCCCUCCCACCGCAAGACCCGAUUCUUCAGAAUCAAGAGUAUAAAUCAAAUAUCGGCCAAGCAGGCUAUGAAAGUCAUGUGACAAGGCUCAAAGAGCAUAUCAAGGUCGGAGAUAUAUUUCAGGCCGUGCCAUCGCAAAGAUUGGCCCGCCCAACCUCCAUACACCCGUUCAACUUGUUCCGGCACCUCCGUACCGUCAACCCUUCGCCGUAUCUGUUCUAUGUUGACUGUGGCGACUUCCAGCUCGUGGGUGCGAGCCCGGAACUGCUAGUCAAGAAUGAAAAUGGCCGUAUCAUCACCCACCCAAUUGCUGGUACCGUCAAGCGAGGCAGGACGUCUGAGGAAGAUGAAGCCUUGGCUGCCGAGCUGCGAAACAGCCUGAAAGACCGCGCUGAGCACGUCAUGCUCGUCGAUCUGGCUCGAAAUGAUGUAAACCGAGUGUGUGAUCCCGUCACCACGCAGGUCGACAGACUAAUGGUUGUCGAGAAAUUCUCGCACGUUCAGCAUCUUGUCUCUCAAGUAUCCGGUGUCCUUCGACCGGAUAAGACGCGAUUUGACGCCUUUCGGUCCAUUUUUCCUGCGGGAACUGUCUCUGGAGCUCCUAAGGUGCGCGCUAUGCAGCUCAUUGGUGAAUUGGAAGGCGAGAAGCGCGGUGUGUAUGCUGGUGCGGUGGGCUAUUUUGGAUUCGACAGGUCCAACCAGGAUGGAUCGAGCAAGAUUACCGGCGACAUGGAUACCUGCAUUGCCUUGCGCACGAUGGUUCUAAAAGAUGGCGUUGCCUAUCUGCAGGCUGGUGGCGGUAUCGUCCUUGAUUCUGACGAGUAUGACGAGUACGUGGAGACUUUGAACAAAUUGGGUGCCAAUAUUGCAUGCAUCAAGGGCGCCGAGAAAAAAUAUCUGCUGUUAGAAAAGGAGGCUGCGGCUGCCAAGUAG